UACGGUCGUUCACGUCCGCUUCAGGUACUCGACCGCCCGUAUGCCACAGACCGUACCAACCGCAGCCGGCUAUUCGCCGUCAUUCGAUUACAGCACAUUCCAAUUCGACUUGUCCCUUCUUUCGGACGAUUAUGCCGCGGCGAACGCGCAGAACACUCUGAAACCAGCGCAGAUAAAGCAGGAAGCACAGUCACCACGACCCGGCUCGCCUACAGCUUACUCGAGUUCACCUUACCCCGGUGCCGGUGGAGAACUGUCCCCUAAUUACUCGCACGAAGGUUCUCCGGGGUAUCCAACGAGUCCCUACUACGUGCCCAGGAGUCCUCAGAGCGCGCAAUUCUACCCGACCAGUCCGGAACCCUCCGCGAAGCAGCCGGUCAAGAGGGAGAAGAGCCUCGACCUCCUGGCCAUCUUGCAAGAGUCCAGACUCUUGGCCGAGAGUCUGGGCUACAGAGAGGACUCCACCGAUUGCACAGUGCCGUGCACUCCACCCAGAACAGAGGAGGACAUCUACAACAGCCUUGACGCGGUCUUCUUCGCGAAGAAAGAGGAUACCGCAGUGCAAGGACACCCGUUGCUGAAGGAAAUCCUGUUCAAGGAGGAGCCCCGAUCCAACUGCAACAGCAGCAGCACCAACAGCAACAGCAGCAGCUCCUCCUCACCGUUGUCGUCCUCCUCGUCCAGCACUUCCUCCUCGCCUGAUCCAGUGGAACUCGAGAACAGUUCCUCGCUGAGGAACUUGCUGUUCAAGGGUACCAGAAAGGAUUUCGCGGACGCAGCGAGAACAAAUGUUCUGAAACUUGAGAGAAUACAGGACGAGGUCAGAAAUCCUCUGCAGAAGGAGGAGGAGCUGUUCAAGGACGGGCAAAAGAGCGAUCAUCAGUUGCUCAGAGAGGUUCUGAGGGAUACCAGCUUUCAAAGGAAGUACAAUCUGAGACCCGUGGACCUGGGCAGCGUUGGGACUGGAUUCGUGGAAGACAUGGAAGCCGGCGAAUGCGUCGGUGACCUAACCAGAGAGCAGAUCGAGCCUGUCCUUAGCCUGGCCAUUCAGCAACUGCAGAAGGACUUUGACAAUACCUGUGUGGCACUUGGUAUUCACCCUGAACCACGACGCUGGAGCGCCGCUGACGUUGCAGCCUGGAUCCAAUGGGCCAGAAGACAACUGCAAUUGCCCUCGGUGCCACUGGAGAGCUUCAACGUGGACGGUGCUACAUUAGCUUCCCUGACGGAAGAGGAAUUCUGUCAGCGUGCCCCUCAGUGUGGGAGCAUUCUUCAUGCACAACUGGAAAUUUGGAAGGCAGCCGUCGAGGAGUCUCCACGUAACACACUGGCAGCUUCCUGGGGUCCCACUGUUGUUCAGACACCGAACAACAACAGCAGCAACAACAACAAUAACAACACGUCAUCUACCAUUGCAAACCCAGCGCCAGCCAGUGUCAAAGGCUCCUCUUGCAGCGUAGAUUUCUCUGAUGAGGAGGACGAGGACUGCGGUUCGUCUCAGGCUGGAACAGGCGGAGGCGGUGGUGGCGGUGGUAAGAUGCGUAACGGUGGCUCGCACAUUCACCUCUGGCAGUUCCUGAAGGAGCUGCUGCAGAGCCCAGGUAUCCACGGGUCGUGCAUACGUUGGUUGGACCGCGGCAAGGGCGUGUUCAAGAUCGAGGACUCGGUCCGCGUGGCCAGGCUCUGGGGCAAGCGAAAGAAUCGGCCGGCCAUGAACUACGACAAGCUGAGCCGUAGCAUCAGACAGUACUACAAGAAAGGGAUUAUGAAGAAGACGGAACGUAGCCAGAGGCUGGUCUAUCAGUUCUGCCAUCCUUACUGCCUCUAA
Messenger RNA from Eufriesea mexicana, 1828 nucleotides. It is a transcript of the gene Ets98B, whose product is annotated as DNA-binding protein Ets98B. Gene Ontology annotation, cellular component: nucleus. The coding region runs from base 41 to 1828 and encodes 595 amino acids. Lineage: Eukaryota; Metazoa; Arthropoda; Insecta; Hymenoptera; Apidae. The record is from RefSeq and is a predicted model, not a curated record. Gene Ontology annotation, molecular function: DNA-binding transcription factor activity, RNA polymerase II-specific; sequence-specific DNA binding. Gene Ontology annotation, biological process: cell differentiation; regulation of transcription by RNA polymerase II. The transcript is spliced from 6 exons.